Messenger RNA from Rhipicephalus sanguineus (brown dog tick), 3648 nucleotides. RefSeq lists its product as uncharacterized. The coding region runs from base 1 to 3648 and encodes 1215 amino acids. The transcript is spliced from 5 exons. The record is from RefSeq and is a predicted model, not a curated record. NCBI's taxonomy places the organism in Eukaryota, Metazoa, Arthropoda, Arachnida, Ixodida, Ixodidae.
AUGGACAGAGUGACGCCCACUGUUGACGACUGGCCGCUUUGGCCCAAGCCUGAAGGCCAUUACUGUCGCUUUUUUAACCGAAUUUCACAAUGUGCAGACUGUGGAUCCGAAGGAUGCAGUGACUUGGAAGAACUGGUGGUUGGACAACCCAAGAAAGAUCGCUUCUGUAGACCUCACUAUGCACCUUCUUGGGAGCGGGAUAAGUUGCGAAAAUGUGUCUGCAAGCGGGGUUUUGUAAGGAAUUCCUGGGGAGAGUGCAUUUCCAACAAAAACUGUUGGCGUUGCAAGCUACGCCGCUACAAGGACUGGCACAGCUGCGCAUCAGCUUGCCCGGCAACAUGCGGUAAGCCGGUGCGCACGGACUGCCCAAAGAAGUGCUCUCCGGGAUGCGAAUGCAUCCCUGGCUCUGUCGUACACCCAAGACACCACCACAGGUGUGUCAAGGCCGACAGUUGUUCACCAAAGUGUCCACUCCAUUCGAAGUUCAAGCCGUGCGUGUCAAACUGCGAGCCAAAGUGCAGCGAACAGCAUCCCCAAAAAUGCUUCAAUCGUUGCGACACGGGAGGAUGCGUCUGUGACCAAGGCUACGCUUACUUCUUUAAAAACCACGAAAAGAUUUGCGUGCGAGAGUCAGAGUGUAGCUUGUUCGCUCCCCCACCACUGCAUUUUACAUCGAAAGAGAUAGAACACUUUAAUCGUGGAGAAGACGUCAUAACCCGUCCCGGUGGUAUGGGAAGAAAUCGAGAAGGCACGCCUUCACGCGGUGGUUCAAGAGGUCCCAACGAAAACCUCUUACUAGGUGUCCCUCGGCCUGGCGCCGCAGGUGUUGGUGGUAACAUAGAAGGUGCCCAUCCACGUGGGAUGCCGGGCGGGUCCGGUCUCCAUGAAGGCGAACAACCCGGUCCAUCGCCUUUCAACGGAGGACUCGCAGGAGAGGCCCUAAAUUUCUUAAGAGAACGUAUGCGGCCAUCAGGUACCGAAGGAGGCAUUCGAUCUGGCACAGGCCCCAGUACAGGCUUAGCCAGUGCGCCCUCGCUUAGCGUAUUAGACCAUAACGCCCGCAUGCGAUUAUCCGAGGGUGGCUUCCUGGCCCGCGGUUCCGAAACAAGUGGUGAGGACAUUGGCGGACUUCAGCCUUUGGUUCCGCCUUUACAGAAUAGACCGAUACGUGGCGGAACCAGCAGCAGUGAUAAUGCAGGAAAUAAGCCCCUCCAUGUUUCUAGCUUACCUGGCAGGCUUGGCGUUGACAACGAAAGGGAAACGCUGUUGCCAACCUUGAGUGAUAACCACCUUCCGGGUGAGUUGGGAAUGCGUCCAGGGGCAAAUAUUGCCGCCAGCACUUCGCAACGUGGUCCCACAGGUGAAGGUGCGAAUUCACAUCCAGAAAUGGGCCAACCACAUGGUACUUCAGAACAUCCUAUCACUGGUUAUGAUGAAAGCGAGGAAAUCACACGGCCACUUCCUGUUGGCAGCCCAGGGGGAGUCCUUCCAGGAGACUUGAGUGUGCAACCACGCCCACCAGCAAGUGAAGGUCAGUUCCCAGGGAGGUCGGAUGAGAACCCAUUCCGAACACGUCAGUUUGGUGGUGUGGAAACUCGUGGGAUGGAUGUAGGUGCAAGCAUGCUUGCGCCGUCCCGACCGAGUGACUCAGGAAAUGAAGAAAUUCACAGCGAAAGAUUAGAAGGCAUGCCUUCACCUAUUUCUAGAAGACCAGGUGAACCUGGUUUUCGAACGCAGCCAUCCAGUGCAACCACGCGUGCUUUUGAGAGGCCCAGUGAGUCGAAUAAUAACGAAAGCGUCAGAAGUACAAAGCCACCUGCUGCUACUGAGUCGGGCGAGCGUGAUGUCAGUGAUAGAGGCUCGGGUGCAUCUUCGCAUGCUACCGCAGGCAACCGGUCGGGCGAGGCAGAAUUCCAACCACUCGGACCUGUCACAAGCAGCGAAACGGCUAGUGUAAGGCCGGGCAUUGCGGGCCCCGAGUCGGGUGUUUCUGAAGUGCCUGAAGUCCCGAAUGAUGGCGAAACCGAAGAAAUUACCAGUGGUCCCAGUAACGUUAGACCAGGAGAGAGCGUUGUCGGCACCGGUAUUGGGCGCACUGGGGAGCGUGUUAGUGGGAGACAUUUCCCGCUUGGCGCAAGCACGGAGCCAGUUGGUCGACCAUCAUUUGGUGUUGAAGAGUAUAGGAACGACGGUUUCGGCAGAAGGUCAUUUAGUGCGAUUUCACAUGGCAUGGAAGGAUAUGGUGGCGCCGGUGUAGAAAUUCCUAGGCAGCGUAUAUCAUUUGAUGUUACGCCUGCAUAUGGCCGGCCUCAUUUCGCAUUUUAUCCGCCGAGGGCAACCACACGUGGUGCCGCAGAAAUCGGAGAGAGUGGCUUUGAUGAAACAACAGGAUUUAUAAACCCACCUGUUGGCACAGGAGCUCACGGUAGUAAUAUGUUCAUGGAUUCCAGGAAUGGAGGCCCACUACCUGCUGGUGCUGAAAAUCGUUUCCCAGGUGGUAUGGGACUGUCUCUAGCAAAUAGGCAACCAUUCUUUCGCAUACCAUAUCGUCGGCAUGGGGCAGGUGUCCAUGCAGAUUUUGCCUUAAGGGUACACGGAGUCCCGGGAUAUGGCGGAGGCAGUGCCCGAAUAUAUGCAGACGAUAUUUCUCGGAGUCGUAUGGCGAGUCAUGAAGACGCUGGAUUAAGAUUUCUUCCAAGAGUUCCACCAAUACCCGGUCGUCGUGAACAUGGCGGAGAAGAGUUCCCAAUGAACCGAGGGGCAACAAACCUAGGUGCUUUGACAGAAUAUGAGAGGGCGAGACUGAGGUCCUUCCUAGUUCCUCCACGUGUCCGUGCUCUUGUAAGACACAUUAUUGCCAGACCUGAGUUCCUGCCUGGUGGUACACCUAUAAAUGCUAACGCGGGCCAUAACAGCGCUAACGUAAAUGCUGUUGUCCGUGAUGCGUUGUUACGGGCGAAUACUGCCGGGCGCGGUGCUGACGCUUCUGGUCUCUACGACGAGAGAGUAAGCUCAGGUCAUGUAAGCCUACACAAUAGAAAUUGGUUGCAUCUAAGACCAGAGGGUUAUCAUGGAACCAGAAGCGUAGAGUACGAGCUGGCCCGGUUAAGUGAGAAUCUUGAGGACGUGUGUUCAGAGAGAGAAACACGGGUGCAGAAGGAACAGCCCGAACCCGAGUUCUGCAAACCCAAUCUCGUACACCCAUCCAAAGUCCACAAGAAGAGAACGUGCAUCUGCGCCGAUGGUUACGUGCGGAACGCCUGGGAUCGCUGCAUCCUCGAAAACGAGUGUAAAGUGUGUAAAAAUGAGCCGACCAAGGACUACAACAACUUUUGCGUCUGUGCUUACAAAUGCGGGCAACCGGCGGCCACCAAGUGCGGGCAGGAUUGCAAACCCGGUUGCGACUGUCCUCCCGGGUACUCCAGGAUUGCUAACGGCGACUGCGUAUCAAUCAACGACUGUCCUCCAAUAUGUCCAGGCAACUCGACAUUCAACCUGUGUUUUUCUGGCUGCGAACCUCUGUGUCGUCUAGGCCCUCGGAAAAAAGAUUGCGUUCCAUCGUGCAACGUAGGAAACUGCAUAUGUAUACAGGGCUACGCCAUGGAAAGUGGUAUCUGCUAUCCUUGGGAACAGUGCCCGAAAAAUUAA